Molecule: messenger RNA, 1329 nt
Organism: Aspergillus ochraceoroseus IBT 24754
Lineage: Eukaryota; Fungi; Ascomycota; Eurotiomycetes; Eurotiales; Aspergillaceae
Product: WD-repeat containing protein SWD2
Exons: 5
Coding region: 1-1329 (442 amino acids)
Cellular component (GO): Set1C/COMPASS complex
Molecular function (GO): chromatin binding; protein binding
Source: RefSeq, a predicted model, not a curated record
AUGAGAAAGGCGGACCCUGUGCGGCCAAGGCUCCGACCAUCGGUUCCCCAGGCACAUUUUACAAAUGCUUACCUAAGUGCCUGUAGCCGCCGGAUCGGAAGAAUGUUAUUUCGCCGCUCCAGGCUCUCAGCUUCUGUAUUUGGUUUGGCUACUUCGGACUCUCCGCUGGAAAAUUCGUUUCUUCGCGUUAGACUGUUAAUUAUGGCGGAAGGUGAACAGGUUUCGACACCGCAGCCAACAUCCCAACAACAGCAACAGCAACAACAGAAUCUUCUGCAGGCUCAGAAGGUCUCGGAUAUCAUUCGUAGUUAUCGCCCUACGAAGGUAUUUCGUCCUCAAAAGCAGGACUCGUCUAAUUACAUAACGUCCUUGGACUUCGACGACCAGGGGGAAUAUCUGGUGGCUUCUGGUGAUGAUGAGAUUAUUCAGAUCUUUGAUGUAAAGGAGGGUAAAGCUACAAAGUCCGUUCCAAGCAAGAAGUACGGCGCCCAUUUAGCCAGGUUCACCCACCAUUCCCGUCAAGUCCUUCACGCGAGUACCAAAGUCGACGAUUCACUGCGAUUGCUAGAUCUCCACAGCGAAGGUUAUGUACGCUAUUUCUCAGGACAUACGGAUAAAGUGACUUGUUUGGCCCUCUCUCCGGGAAGCGACUCUUUCAUUUCAUGUUCCAAAGACGACACAGUUGCGCUUUGGGAUCUUGGCUCGAGGCAUGCUCAGGGAAAGUUGAAAUUGGCCACGCCGUAUCUUGUUGCGUUUGACCCAUCGGCAUCCGUCAUUGCGAUUGCGUCCCAGUCAACAUCGUCCGUCCUUCUCUACGACUUCCGCAAUUACGACAAAUCUCCCUUUUCCACCUUCGAUCUUGGACCUUACGAAGAAAGAUAUACCCCUUCAACCCGGGGACGGGCAUGGACUCGUCUCGAGUUUUCUAAUGAUGGAAAAUACCUUCUCGUGGGUACGGACUAUCAUGGCCAUUUUAUCUUGGAUGCCUUCGAAGGUAGCCUGAAAGCUUUCCUUGUCGGCAAGAAUGGGUCACCUGGUAGAGCUGCCCCAGUUUCAACUACAGGGAAGCCCCUGAGUCAAGGAGAUGCCUGUUUCACACCAGAUGGCCGGUACGUCUUGGGCGGCUCAGGAGACCACCAGGACCUUCUGGUGUGGGAUCUACAGCAAGCUCCAGAUGCCAAUAAUAUCUUGCAGCCAUUGACCAGGCUGCCACACCGUGGUCGCACCGCUUUAAUCGAGUACAACCCGAGAUAUAAUAUGAUUGCUUCUGCUGAUAAGGAUAUUGUUUUCUGGCUCCCGGAGGAUAGCUCUAAAGUGUCUGAGAAGUAG